AUGAAUUAUAAAGAAUAAACUGGAUUAUAAUUAUAUUGUGAUUCAACAAUAAGCCAUAAUAGACAUCAUAGUAAUGUGGAUUUUAAAUAAAACAAUUCUAAUUUUAAUUCCUUUAUUAGUUUACAAUCUCCCACAAAUAGAAAAACAUCAGAAUGUAACGGAUUAGAGAAAAAAAUAUUAAGUUCAAGAAGUUAAAUACAUAGAAUGAUGGAGAAUUUCUCACGAAACUAUGAUUUAAUAUAAUAAUCAGAUCCUUUAGAACAUGUUAUAGAAUUCACUCCUUAAUUAUCACCUGUAGGAAGUAUUGCAGAAAUAAAAAAGUAGGUUGAUAUUAAGCAUGAUGGUUCUUUAACUUUAUAAGAAUUGAAAUCUAAUUAAACAAGCAUAAUUUAGAUAACAAGAUUUAGAUUUAAUUAUUUCUAUGUGAGAAUUUAUGAUAGAGAAAGUCCAUUACAAGCUUAUGUAAGGAGUGAAAAUUCUAAAUUAUCUACUUUUAAGAUGUAUAUAUCUACAGUAGCUCAAUUUCCUACAAGUUUUAAUUGUGAAUAAGCAAUUUAAUCUAAAUAUUUUAAAUUUGCAGAUUAACAAUAGAGGGAUACAUUUCAUGUGAAGAAUUUAUAUAUAUCAAUGUAUUCAGAAGAAGAUUGUCUUAUAGCUAUUAAUUUUAUUUUUGGUCAUUAUUUUAAGAAAAAAAUUAAAAUAAUAAGAGAAGAAUUUGAUUCAGAUAAAUAUAAAUAAAGUAUUUAAAAUUAUUAUAUUUAUUAGAAUUAUAUUCAUUAAAUACUCCAAGAUUAGAUUCAAUUUAGAUAGAUAAGAUAACAAGUAAUUUAAAUACAAAAUAAUAUUAAAAAGAUUGUAAAAUUAUAUUUUAAUUAAAGAGAUUGAAUAAAAAAUUAAGAUAAGUUAAAGAUUAUUAAAAUAAAGAAUAUUAUAAGUAGUUGAAAGAAAGAAAAUAAUUUAAGAGGAUAAAAAGAUGGAUAUGAUUAGCAAAUUAAAAGCAAAUGAAUCUUUAAAAGAAAUAAGAAAUAUUUAAAAACAAAUAGAAAUUUAAUAAAAAUUAAAAAUAAGAAAUCAAAUUAUUUGGAUUGAAUUAAUUAAAAUAGCAUAAUAUGCUGCCUAAAUGAAAGAAAUGUUAGAUGUAAUUAUUUAUUAUAAUAUUUUAGAAAAUGAAAUUACAUAAUAAAUAUUUAGCAAAAGGUAGAUUAAUAGCUUGGUAAUAUAAAACUAUAACUAUGAUAAAAAUUAAAGGAAUGGGAGCAACAGUUGAGGAAAGAAGUAAAUUCAAAAUGUGUUUAUCAAUUAAAAUCUUUACUUAACAAUUAAGGUAAUUUUCAAAAGUAAGAGCUAUUAAAUUGGUCUUAUAAUUUUUACAUACUACUCAUUUAUACAUUUAAUGUUUAUAAAAACAUCAUUAUUUUGUUGAAAAAGUAAAUUAUGUUAAGAGAGUGUUUAAAAACUUAAAAUAGAAACAUAAGGCUUAUAGAGAUAGAUUAUGGAGACUAUUAAAUAAAAAUGGUUAAGCUAUUAUUCUUGAAUUGAUUAAUAAACAUAGUCAAAUAAAAAAAAGAUAAUAUCAUAUUGAUAAGUAUUACAUUAUUAUUUAUUUUUGAUAGUAUUUUAUUAUUAUAGAUAAUGGAUGAUUACAUUUAAGAAAAGAAAUAAAAAUGUUAAUAAUAUGUUCAAAAUUAUAUUAAAGAAAAAAAUAAAAAGAAAAAAGUACUUGAUUUCACUUUAAGUAUGAUGUAACCUGAGAUGUUUAAUGCUCCCAUUUAUGAAGAUUUAGUAGAAAUAUAUAAAAAAUACGCAAUCCAAAAAAAUAUUGUUAUUCAUGAGUCACAUAAUUGA
Molecule: messenger RNA, 1845 nt
Organism: Paramecium pentaurelia
Lineage: Eukaryota; Ciliophora; Oligohymenophorea; Peniculida; Parameciidae
Source: the annotation of a GenBank genome assembly